Molecule: messenger RNA, 5846 nt
Organism: Biomphalaria glabrata
Lineage: Eukaryota; Metazoa; Mollusca; Gastropoda; Planorbidae
Product: signal peptide peptidase-like 2B
Exons: 3
Coding region: 393-2027 (544 amino acids)
Biological process (GO): membrane protein proteolysis
Cellular component (GO): lumenal side of endoplasmic reticulum membrane; cytoplasmic side of endoplasmic reticulum membrane; lysosomal membrane
Molecular function (GO): aspartic endopeptidase activity, intramembrane cleaving
Source: RefSeq, a predicted model, not a curated record
UGAUUCACAAAUGUACCUGGAAAGAGUUGCCUCGAACAGCCAGAAAAAAACUAAGACUCUAAGUGACACGCACUACAUUCCAGGUUAAAGUGUGUAUUUAUGAAACUGAAAGUUUUUUGUUGUUUCAUUCGUGAAAUCAGGCAUCAUUAAUGAAUGGUCCCUCCAUUGUCCCUCGACCUAAAAGUUUUAUUGAUACUGAGGAUAGUGAAGAGUUACUUCCGUUAGUGAUGAAAACAAUGAAUCGUCCUUAGAGAUUUUUUAUUUCUUAUUUAUCAUUAUGAUUAUCUAGAUAGAUCUAGAUCAAUUUCUAGAGAUUUACAUCUUUAAGAAUGAAUAGCAUACAUUAAAUCAGAUAUUCUUAGUUCUAGGAUUUAAAGCUUGUUUAAAUAACAAUGAAGAUGUAUCUGCUCUUUACUUUAAUCAGCCUGGUUUGGAUUAACCUAAUUGAGAUUGUUGCAUCUGGGGGCAAUGCUUUACUUGAUGUAAGCUCGGCUGAUAAGGUUGAAACCUUCUGCAUUAACUACAAUUCUCAGUACCAGAGCUUGCCUGCCUCCUCUGCGGAUGCCGUUGCCCAUGUCCUGUCUGACUUGUCACGGUCUGAAGGAUGCACAUUGCAGGACUUCCCACCAUCACAACAGGUCAAAGGUACCACAGUGGCUCUCAUUCGUGGAAACUGUACUUUCAUUCAGAAAGCCAGUAUGGUUGAGUCCCUACAGGGCUACAGUGCUCUGAUCGUGGAUAACAAAAACUCCACCAGAACGCCAGUGCCUGGUGGCAAUGCUUCAGACUACAAGUCCAUCAAUAUUACCGUGUCGACUAUCUCCUGGGCUGACUACAACGAAGUCCUUCUUCAUAAGCAGCCUGUGUCUGUCAAGCUUUAUGCUCCAACCCAACCCUUCUGGGAUGCUAACAUGUUUGUGAUUGUCAUUUUCUCCACCGUUUUUGUCAUGCUAGGUGCCGGGUGGGCAGCUGUGUCAGAGAAAUACUCGUAUAAAAGACUGCGAAGAAGAGUCUCCAAUUCAAACUCUUCAAAUCUUGAAUCACCAGUUCAGGCCAGCUCUCAGGAGCAGCAGUUUACUGUUUGGAUGGUUGUCAUAUGGUUUGCCGUUAUAUGUGCAGUUAUCAUCUUGCUGUAUUUUUUUUAUGAUGUGAUGGUGUAUUUUUUUAUAGCCAUGUUCUGUUUAGCUGGAUCCUACAGUUUGUACCAGUGUUUGCUCCCAGUGUGGUCCCACAUAGUGCCACUAUCCUAUGACAUACCUUUAAACAGGUUCCCAUGUAUUAAAAUGAAGGUCAAACUAAGGAGUUUUCUGCUAUAUAUGCCAUGUUUAACUUUGGCAAUAUUUUGGGCCAUUGAACGCCAUUCUUCAUAUGCCUGGGUGAUCCAAGAUUUGCUGGGAGCUUCAUUUUGUAUUUUCUUUAUUCAAAACCUUCGACUACCUAACCUGAAGGUGAUAGCUGUUCUUCUGAUUUUACUUCUCCUGUAUGAUGUCUUUUUUGUUUUCAUUACUCCGUUGAUAACAAAGGAUGGAGACAGUAUAAUGGAGUCUGUGGCAACAGGAGGAUCUAGUCAUUCUAAAGAAUCUCUGCCAAUGGUAUUUCUGAUUCCACUUCUCGGUGACAGCCCUCUGACCAAGUGCAGGGAUCGCUCCUAUUCCCUACUGGGUUUUGGGGACAUAAUCAUUCCAGGACUUUUGGUCUCCUACAAUGCUGUGUUUGAUAUCAGGUCUGGUUCAAGGAUGGUGUACUAUGUCUUAUCAUCUGUGGCUUACCUUUGUGGCAUGAUCAUCUGUAUGAUAUCUCUUGUGUUUAUGAACUCUGGGCAACCUGCGCUCCUUUACCUGGUACCAUGCACCUUGAUUACCACUGUGGUAAUAGCACUCAUUAGGGGAGAGCUCCGGAAGCUAAUAUUUGGCUCGCAGACUCAGACUGACCUGCAGAACCCUGUGGAGUCGAACAUUAAAGAUGCUGAAGAGAUAGAUACUAACAAUGACAGUUUAGAUGAGCAGCAAACAUUGAUCUCCCCUUAAAAGAGUUGAAUAAUAUUAAUACUAUUAGGAAACUUGGGUAGUCUUGAUUUAUCAUUUAUCAAUCACAUUCAAGCUUUCAAACCCUUUUUUUUUUCUUUAAAUUUUGGGAUAUUCAGGACAGGAGUUUUGACACUGGAUUGAAUGGACUUUCAAUUAUGAAAUAUUUAAAUCCAAAAGAUUUUUGUAUUUGUUACUAUAAUGCUAUAAUUAAUUGUUAAUGUUAUGAUCAUAUUUAUUUUAAACAUUGGUUCCUUUAUAAAAUACAAGGUCUAGUUAAUUAUAGUGUUGUUUUUUUUUAGGUUCAAUUCUAGUCCCAAACUUCUAAGAACAUCAAAUCGCAAACUCACUUCCCCUGCUCUAAAUUCACAUGUACUACUUGCAUAGGCUGGAACUAAAUUUCCAUAAAAUUUUUUUGUUUCUUUUCCAAUUCAAGUUCAACUAGGGUUACCACGUGUAUUUCUGGAAGAGACUUUUUGGUAUAAUUUAUUAUUUGCACAAACAUAUGUGGGCAACUACAUGCACAUUUUUUUUUUUUCAGAUAAUAUUUUGUGAGAAAAAUGUCACUGUUUAAGUUAUUUGUGUUUCUUCUCCUGUGCACAGAUCUAUCAAAAGACUCUUUUUAACUUGAGCUUUGUGCCCGAGUAUCCAAAAGAAAAACAAUAGCCUAUCUUGAGAAACUGUAAAUUGCAUGUUUCUUUUAAACAGUCCAUUGUUCAUGAUGUUAUGAAAGUUAUUUUUACUUUUCUGCUAUUUAUGUGUGAAUUUACCUUUAAACCAGAAGAUAUGAAGGGAUGAAUUCCAUAGAUAGAAAAAAGAAAAAGCAAUUGCAGUAAAGAACAGCGUGAAAGCUAGACAUUUUCACACGUUUUGUCAAAGCCUGCUGGUUGAAGGAAAAGGACCCAAAAGCAGGGCAUGUCUUCUUUUUGGUGGUAACCCUAAAUUGAACAGUUAAGUUUUAAUGAGGUUCAUCUCUCAUUUUUUGUAAAUUAAUACAUUAAUAAUAAAUUAAUACAUUUUAAAACAUUAACAUUCCAUAAAUAGGUCAAUGUUGAUUUUGGUUAUGUUCUACUUUUCUUUGUUAGCUUUUUCUUUAGUUCUUUAGAUAAUGGAUUUGUAAAAAAUAUUAAAAAGAAAAAAAAAGACCAAUGUUAUUCAAUGAAAGUUUCAAAUAGUUUCAGUUUUAUUGUAUGCUCUUUUAUUUAGUCAAUAGUUGCAUUUUCCCCCUUUAGUUGCCAUGAGUUACAGUUUGACUGAGCUGAUCUGAUUUUCAGAGUUUCCUAAUGGUCUAUAUAAAUUGAGUUUAGUCACUAGUUCAACAAAAAAUAGCUAUUAAGUUUCAUGUGUUUAUUUUACAACCAAGGAUGACCAUAGUAGCAUACCCAGGUGGAAUCUUAUCUUACAAAAACAAAUGCAAAUACAGGGGCACUAAGACAGCCUAUAUCAUAAUUCACACCUCCUUUAAAAAAAAUAUAUAUAUCUACAACUUGUGCUAUAUAACAAAGAGACUAGUUUUCACAUUGUCUGAUAAUUAUGGCUUAUCAGUUUUCCUCUAGAUUGCCCAUACAUUUAGUGCCAACAAGGCAGAAAUUAGCCCCAAAUAACCCUUGCUCUUAUAGGAAAAAUUAGACACCACAGCCAUUUUUUGGGCUCAUAAGAAAUGAGAUUGUGUUUGGACCACAAAGUGGAAGCUUGUAUGCUGGUCCUGUUCUGAUCUGUCUUAACAUCCUGAGUAUUCCUGAGUCUACUCAGUUUUUAAAGUUAUCCGAUGUCUGCUGCUAGUUUUUAAAGUUAUCCCACAUCUGCUGCUGAGAGUUGUCUCUGUAUAAGUCUUGCAAAUAUAUAAACAUUAUAAAUAUGUGAUAUUUUUAACUACUAAAAUUAUACACCUUACUGCAGAGUGGUUAUAAAUGUUGUCAUUCUCAUGGUAUCCAGGGCUAUGCUACUUGAUCAUCUUGACAUCCUUAUUUCAAUUGCAUUCUGCCCACAGGCAAGACACAAUUACUAGAUGUAUUCUAAGCCUGUAACAAAUACUGUUUCAUGUUGAACUAUUGUAUAAAGCUUAAUAAUUGGAAAUCUGCCACAAGUAGACAAAGUAUAUUAUUUUCUACAAGGCCUGUCAACAAUAUAUAAUGAUUGAAUAUUUUAAAUAUAUGUAUAUAAAUUUUCAUUGAUUGAUCUGUAUGAGAAUUUCGCUUUCUUACAGUGUACUUAUGUAUGUGCUUAUUUGUUUGGUAUUAUUUGCUAUUUUAUUAUUUAAAAUAAGAUCGCCAGUACAUCUAUGUUACAACUUGAAUUAGUACUACUUUUUUUUUUAAAGAGUUUUCUUUUUUUUUUAUAUAUAUUUUUUGUAUUCCUGGUAAUUGUGAAGUUAAGUCUCACAAAUUAACUGAACACCUAUACUCUUGUGCUAAGUAUUAGUGUAACUAUCACCAUCAUUUCGCUUGAUUGAUUAACUGAGGCUAUGGCAGUACUUUCAUUGAGUUAACUAUUGCUGUUCUUUUACUUGAUCUAUUAACUGAAAAUGUUUUUAAUUCAUAUUUUUUUAUAUUCUCAAGUUGUUAAUAUCUGCCCACAGAAAAGUGAGUCUGAAAAAUCAUUUUAGUCUUUAAAUUAUUUUAAAAGAGAUUUCAAUUAUUUUGAAAAUGUUAAAAAAAAAUUCUAAUCAAUUGAAUUAUUUUAAGCCCUUGAAUUUAUAUAUUAGAAUUAAUUUUAAUUAUUUGUUACAAACAUUUUAUUUUGAACAUUUAAAAAAGAUUAAUCGACAUUAUAUGACUCUUUCUGUCUUGGAAGAGAAUGCAUGCGCCCCAGCGAGCCACUGCUCUCAGUUUCUUCUUGAGACUGGGCAGAAUCUGGUGUGACUAAUCUAGCCAAUUCCCAAUCAGCAAAGUUGGCCACAGUUUGUACAUGCAAUUUUGGGCUAGCUGAUAGAACAGCUUUCUUUCUCUUGACUAAGGCUGUUUUGUUUCUUUUGCUCUCAGUAAGGUUCGUACCAGCAUGCACUGUCUGUCUUCAAGGUGUCUGAUCUUGAGUUAAUUCCUCCCACUCUCCCACAUACUUUCAUUGAUGUCUGUUGUUCUCAUGUACUGCUUGCAGACAUCUCUGUAAGUUAGUCUUAGGAGGCCCUUAAGUCUAACUACCUCUGCAAGCUCAGCAUAGAGGAUGUUUUUAGUAAUUUCAUUUUGAAUAUAUUAUCAACAUGAUUAGUUGACAAUUCACUCACUAAAUGGAAACAAAAAUAUCUUGCCACAUUUCAUUUGUCAGGUAUCAUUAAAUAUCCUUCACUGGUUAAACUUCUGACACAGGUACAUGUAAACAAACUAGUAGGUGGAAAUAGUUUGAUCUAAUUCUUGUUUUUGCUAAAAAUGUCUAAUUAACCCCCCAAAAAAUGUGUAUUCAUUUGUUUUUUAUUUACAUUCUUUGCAACAGUUUGUUUUAUAUAAACUAUAACCAAAACUACACAUAGAACCACAUUGAGUACUUCAUUUCCAUGUUUAAAUUGUCUUAGGAUUUGAAACUUUAAAUGUCCAGAUUCUUUUUUUUUAGUAGACUUACAGUUCAUUAGCUCAUGUUUUUUUUGUUUUUUUUUAAAAUUCAAAGUUGUUAUGCAUAACUUGUAGUCUUUGAUUUUUGGGGGAUUUUUUUUAGUUUUUUUUUGUUUGAGUUGGCGUCAAAUAAUUAAACUAGGAUUGAAUCACAAUGGUCAGGGUUGUAUUUCAUAACUUUGUUAUUUUUUGUUUUGUUUUUAUUGUUUUCAGUAUCAUAGUAUAAUUUUUGUUGAUAUUGUCAAUAAAAUUGUAUUAAAAGUAAUUGUAUUCGCAA